AGAGAACGGAAAUCAAUACUUCGGGGCAUUUGCACUGCUGAGCCUAGUCAACUUGAUGACGAUAUUGCGGAGGCUGUCUCUCUUUUUGGGAGUCAAGAAGAAAAAGAAGAAAAAGGUGCAAAAGACGAGGACAGGAGUCAAGUAGUGGAUGUAAGACAAGUCGCACUAGAAACUGCUCGAGGAACAGUAAAAAGAAAAGCAUCAGGAAACGAUUUGUUAAGAGCCAAGAAAACAGCUAUGGUAGAGAUUUUAAGAAAUAAAACGAAUCAUGUAAUUGAGUAUAGAAAGAAAGAGAUGGAACAUAAACUAUAA
Molecule: messenger RNA, 312 nt
Organism: Paramuricea clavata
Lineage: Eukaryota; Metazoa; Cnidaria; Anthozoa; Malacalcyonacea; Plexauridae
Source: the annotation of a GenBank genome assembly